Camelus dromedarius (Arabian camel) is the source of this 1631-nucleotide messenger RNA. RefSeq names its product complement C1q and tumor necrosis factor-related protein 9. The record is from RefSeq and is a predicted model, not a curated record. Gene Ontology annotation, molecular function: protein binding. Bases 139 to 1140 code for a protein of 333 amino acids. NCBI's taxonomy places the organism in Eukaryota, Metazoa, Chordata, Mammalia, Artiodactyla, Camelidae. The transcript has 4 exons.
GUUCUGCAGAGACGGCCACUUGGGAAUUGCACGGCAGGAAGGCGUGAUUUCAUUUGGUUUGUUCCUGGCUUCUGGUUUGCGUCGCACCUGGGUGCCGCCUGCCGCCCUGGGGUUCAGUCCCGCUCUACUGUCUGAACUAUGAGGAUCUGGUGCCUCCUGCUUGUCUCCGGAGUCUGGGCAGGGAUUGGGAACUCACAGGACACCUGCCGGCAGGGCCACCCUGGCGUCCCAGGGAACCCUGGUCACAAUGGAUUGCCUGGAAGGGAUGGACGAGAUGGAGCGAAGGGUGACAAGGGGGAUUCAGGCGAACCAGGACAUCCAGGUGGUCCAGGGAAGGACGGGAUGGCCGGAGAGAAAGGGGAACCAGGGGCAGAUGGAAACGUUGAAGCAAAGGGCAUGAAAGGCGAUCAGGGCGCCAGAGGACCCCCAGGAAAACACGGGCCAAAGGGACUCGUGGGCCCCGUGGGAGAGAAAGGCCUCAGAGGAGACGCGGGCCCCCCAGGGCAGAAGGGGGAGAAGGGUGAUGUGGGGCCCCUUGGUCCAGACGGGCCAAAGGGCAGCACUGGGCCUUCGGGCCCAGCGGGCUUACCUGGCCCCAUGGGCCCCGUGGGCAAGCCUGGUCCCAAGGGAGACCCUGGACCCCUGGGGCCCCAGGGUGAGCCAGGGGUCCGGGGAGUGAGAGGCUGGAAAGGGGACCGAGGAGAAAAAGGGAAAAUUGGUGAGACUCCAGUCCUGCCCAAAAGCGCCUUCACCGUGGGGCUCACGGUACUGAGCAAGUUCCCGCCGUCGGGUGUCCCCAUCAGAUUCGACAGGAUCCUGUACAAUGAGUUCAACCACUACGACGUGGCCACGGGGAAAUUCACCUGCCACAUCGCCGGGGCCUAUUACUUCACCUACCACGUCACAGUCUUCUCCAGGAACGUCCAGGUGUCCCUGGUCAAAAACGGGGUAAAAAUGCUGCACACCAAGGACGGGUACAUGAGCUCUGAGGACCAGGCGUCCGGCGGCCUCGUCCUGCAGCUGAAGCUUGGGGACGAGGUGUGGCUGCAGGUGACGGGCGGGGAGAGGUUCAACGGCCUGUUCGCGGACGAGGAUGAUGACACAACCUUCACAGGGUUCCUCCUGUUCAGCAGCUCGUGACCGGGAGCGGAUGGCAAUCUGCCUCCCCAGCCCCCCGACCAGUUGUUUGAUGAUCUUACUACAUUAACUGUAUCACUACUGUCCUAACCAUGAAAAGGUGAAAGCUGGAAAGUUACCCCUAAAACUGAUCCUACGUAACUCGCUAUCAUUCCCAGAGCAAAUUUAAAAACUCCUGUCCUGUCUAUUACAAUUCAUUUAAUAUUUUUCCUCAUUCCCGUUCUUUGAAGAAUCCUUUGCACAUCCCGGUGGAAGGAGUGUUUUAAUAUCACUUUGGUGCUCGAAGGAGCUGUGGGAUGAUUUCUGUCUCAGCUGAACUCCGGAGGGUAUUACAGGGGAAGAAAAGGAAGCGUAUUCCUCAUCACCGACUGAGAAGUUUCAGGCUGGUGGCAGUGACACAUCCCAGGAAGCUGUGGGAUCCUCUGCCCGUUGUCUGCCUUGGGUUUUAAUCGCCAUUCAACUCAACUCAGUUAUUUAAUAAACUGUUUGCCAGA